AAAAAAUAUCAUUUCCCUCCAUUAUCCAAAUCAAUCCAUCCAAUUCCCCCGCCAUGUCCUCCUCCGCUCCUCCCGUCCUCCCUGUCUCCACCGUCCAAUCCGCCGAUUCCCAACCCCCAGUCGUCGCCGUCUCCUCAUUCCGUGCAUUCUUCACCCACAUUAACGAUUACCUCCGCAAUGGCCUCUCCCAGCGUCGUCCCUGGGCUGAACUCGCCGACCGUUCCGCCUUCACCAAGCCCGAGUCUUUCUCCGAAGCCACCCUCCGUCUCCGCAAGAAUUACUCCUACUUCCGAAUCAAUUAUCUCUUCGUCGUCGGUCUCAUUCUCGCCUUCUCGCUUCUUUCCCAUCCCUUUUCGCUCCUCCUCCUCCUCGCCCUCCUCUUCUCGUGGAUCUUCCUCUACCUCUUCCGCCCCGUCGAUCAGCCUCUCGUGAUUUUCGGCCGCACGUACUCCGAUCGCGAGACACUCGGAGGCCUCAUCGUCUUUAGCGUCUUCGUCAUCUUCCUCACCUCCGUUGGAUCUCUUAUCAUUUCCGCUAUCAUGGUUGGUUGCGGUCUCGUCUGCGCUCACGGUGCCUUCAGGACCCCUGAGGAUCUCUUCUUGGACGAGCAAGAACCAGCCGCCCCUGGUUUCUUGUCAUUCCUCGGUGGUGCUGCCUCCAAUGCUGCCGCUGCCGCUGCCCCUGGCAUUGCCACUCGCCUCUGAACCUUAUCCAUGGAUCUUUCUUUCUGAAUCUCGUUCGCGAGGGUGAUAAAAUAUCGCUUCAUUUAUGAUUGAUUCAGUAUUGAAUUUUUUUUUCUUGUAGACAAUAAAUUUACCCAAUUUUGUUCCUUUUCACCUCCAUUUACUUGCUACUAACUAUUGUAUUAAAAUCAGUGAAAUGCAUAU
Molecule: messenger RNA, 887 nt
Organism: Hibiscus syriacus
Lineage: Eukaryota; Viridiplantae; Streptophyta; Magnoliopsida; Malvales; Malvaceae
Product: PRA1 family protein B4-like
Exons: 1
Coding region: 54-704 (216 amino acids)
Biological process (GO): vesicle-mediated transport
Cellular component (GO): Golgi apparatus; endoplasmic reticulum
Source: RefSeq, a predicted model, not a curated record